Messenger RNA from Procambarus clarkii (red swamp crayfish), 1189 nucleotides. It is a transcript of the gene mbf1, whose product is annotated as multiprotein bridging factor 1. NCBI's taxonomy places the organism in Eukaryota, Metazoa, Arthropoda, Malacostraca, Decapoda, Cambaridae. The record is from RefSeq and is a predicted model, not a curated record. Gene Ontology annotation, cellular component: nucleus. Gene Ontology annotation, molecular function: DNA binding.
GGGCGUAAUAGUGAAGACCAUAGCGCAGCGUGGAGGAGCAGACAGUAGGGACGGCCUGACCCACCUCACACUAUUAUACUUCACCUCCUCCAGAACAUUCUCCCAAACAGCCAAUUAUGACGGACAGUGAAUGGGACUCGGUGACAGUACUUCGCAAGAAGCCUCAAAAGUCUUCACAGCUGAAGAGCGAGCAGGCUGUGAAUCAAGCAAGACGAAGUGGAGCCCAAAUAGAAACCAGCUCAAAAUAUGGAGCUGCAAGCAAUAAGCAGCAUGGUACAUCUAUGAACACAGCCAAGCUUGACAGGGAGACAGAGGAGCUCAAGCAUGAGAAGAUAACGCCAGAUGUGGGUAGACUCAUCCAGCAGGGUCGUCAGGCUAAAAAUUGGACUCAAAAGGACCUUGCUACUCGUAUUAAUGAGAAGCCACAGGUGAUCCAAGAGUAUGAACAGGGUAAGGCAGUGCCAAAUCAGAAUGUCCUCGGAAAAAUUGAGAGGGCUAUAGGGCUACGCCUGAGGGGGAAGGACAAAGGCCAAAUUAUGCAGCCUAUUGUGAACAAGAAGAAGUAAAGUGAAGCAGAUCGUAGCUUGCUGUAUUCACAAGGCUUACACCAUGCAACCUGAGUUGUUUGGCUUCACAUUUUAAUUUGGUAACCCAAGUCUGUGUGAAUGCUUUAUUGCUUUAUAAAGCUUUGUUUAUUAAUUGUGUAAGGAGCUUAUAGGUUUUGUUAAAUAUUUAUUUUUCUUGGAAAGGAAGGACUGUUACUUGUUAAUGUUGGAAACGUAUGCAAAACUUGGAACUGCUUUAUAUUAAAGGAUUCUACUGUUUUUAUUUCAUUGUUAUCUCUCUUAAGAAAAAUUAUGCUGUAAUUGACCAAUGUAAUCAAUGAAAUUUGUAAAGGAAGUUAUUUUGCUGAUCACAUCUUCUGCAUUACUUCCUCUUGAUGUUAAGCUUUCCAACAUAAUAUGUUUUGAUACCUCUGUAUCCAUGCAGUUUGAUGGGUAAAUAUUUGAGAGGGUCUUUAGGCUACCAGACAUUUUGAGUGUUUGCAAACAAAGACAGGUAAUGGUAAAUUAAGGAGGAAUGAGUUAGUCAUUGGAUCUUUAAUUUGUUUCGUUCGGCAUACCUAAUUGUUAAACUUUUUUUUCAAUUUUUUAAGGUGUAUGCUGAAUAAAGACCUUUCAAAUUUCUG